Heterobasidion irregulare TC 32-1 is the source of this 897-nucleotide messenger RNA. RefSeq lists its product as uncharacterized. The coding region runs from base 1 to 897 and encodes 298 amino acids. The transcript has 2 exons. Lineage: Eukaryota; Fungi; Basidiomycota; Agaricomycetes; Russulales; Bondarzewiaceae. The record is from RefSeq and is a predicted model, not a curated record.
AUGGCGUACCAGUACGAGUACACUGCUCGGCUAUCUCCGGCCGACCUUCCGUCUUCCAUGAUGGAUCGCGCACGUAUUACCGACCGAAACCUUGCGCGCAAGCUCAAGCUCACGCCCACGCUCGCGCCUUCUCCCGAACGCUCCACCGCACACAACCCUUCUUCGCGCUGCUGCGCCGGCGGCAGCGCGGCCUGCUUCGUCUGCGGCGAACGUCCAUCCCCAUCGUCCGUCCGUCCGUCUUUUGCCUUUUGCUUUUCGGUUUUCGGUUUUCGGUUUCGGCCUUCCCACUUCGUUCCGUCCCAAUUCACAUCUGAUUUCACGUUCACGUUCCAUUCCAUCGCGUCUACCUCGUCUCGUCGCGCGGGAUCGCGCCAGCGCGCACCCGCAUCGAUCGCGACCCCUAUCACUGUUCUGGCACCUCGCCUGCUCGCGCGGAUCCGCUCGUCAUCGUCGGCGCUCGCGCCGCCGUCGACGGCUGUCGACCCACGCCCUGAAGGCGCGCGCCCGCACCUGCACACGCAAACCCUAUCCAUGCUCUAUGUUCUACGCGCCGACGCGUGCCGAUCGCCGAUCGGCGCAUCGCGCAUCGUGCAUCGUGCAUCGGGGACCUGGCAGGCGCGUUGGCGCGCCGUAGCAGUCCGGACGCCGGACAGGAAGGGCAGAAGCUCCUUCGCAGCCUCCCGCGCGCCUCGGCGCGUCCUCGUCGCGCGUACAUAUUUCUUCAACCGCGCAGUCGCGCGCAUAGAAUGGACCUGUCAACCCACACCCGCGCGCACGCACCGACUGCGUGUGCUCCUCGCACCGAGCGCGCGCGACCGAUGCGGGCUAGCCUGCGCCGCGCGCACGACCACCAACGCCCACGGUCCUGCGUUCGCCUCGGGCGCGCGCGCCUCGUGA